Geosmithia morbida is the source of this 567-nucleotide messenger RNA. RefSeq lists its product as uncharacterized. Bases 1 to 567 code for a protein of 188 amino acids. Gene Ontology annotation, molecular function: protein heterodimerization activity. The transcript is spliced from 2 exons. Lineage: Eukaryota; Fungi; Ascomycota; Sordariomycetes; Hypocreales; Bionectriaceae. The record is from RefSeq and is a predicted model, not a curated record. Gene Ontology annotation, biological process: transcription by RNA polymerase II; RNA polymerase II preinitiation complex assembly. Gene Ontology annotation, cellular component: transcription factor TFIID complex.
AUGGAGCCUCGAGCGCGCGCCGCCAAGAAUGUCGGCAAGAUGAACUUCACCCACAACGAGCUGGCAAUGCUCCUCUACGCACACGGCGACAUCAAGAACCCCCUUCCGGAGACGGUCCGCGUCCUGGACGAGAUCCUGACCGACUUCAUGCAGUCGAUUGCCUUCGAGGCCGCCCGCGCUGCGCACUACUCCGGCCGCCAAAAGAUCAAGUACGAGGACUUUGAGUUCGCCUUCCGCAAGAACCCGGCCUUUCUGGGCAAGGUACAGGAGGUGUUCGAGAAGCAGAAGGAGAUCAAGAGGGCCCGAGACAUUAUGCGAGAAGGAGGCGAGGACGAGAUCAUGAAGGAGGCGGCCGAGGAGGAGAAGAAGAGGGACAAAGAGGCAAAGGCCAACGCGGCUGCGGCUGCGGCAUCAGCUAACGGGGCUGGCUCGGCUGCAACGCCAAAGAGCAACGACGGUGGUCAUGGUGCUUCCGCUGCUGCUGCUGCUGCUGCCGACGAGGAACUGGGUGAGGCGGACGAUGACGAUGCGGCCGAGGCAGAUGCUCUCGGUAAUAAGAAGAAGUGA